UUUUCGAGGGGGUGUCAUCGGAGUGACAUUCCUCCCUCUUAUCUCAAGCAGGUGAAUGCAGGUGACUUGGUAAGCUUCAAACAGGAUCAUAAGAUGAUAAUUAUGCAUGAAGAUCUGCUGGUUUUUUAGAAAAAUUAAUAAUGCUCAGAGAAAAAUGGUUGUUUAAGGCUGUUAUAGUUUCCUCUAAUGACAGCAUUCAACAUGAUUCUUAAUCUAGAACUAAUCGGGGCUUAACCAGGCCCACUGGUAGCUUUGUUUACCUUACAAUUUGUGGGCAUUCAUAUGCUUGAGAGAUUGUCGCCAUGUUACAACCUGUUCUGUGUUACAACUGCAGUUGCGAUAGGAAUUCCUCUGUUUUAGUCUUCUUAGUAAGUUAUGUUGCGAGCGAUUGUAGAGAUUUUUUUAAGGAUUUGAACCUGAUACCACCUAAGAUCAAUACGUUAUCCUCAUUUCUUUCGAGUUAUGGCCCCCAAGCACUCUGCUUUUCAUUUGCCUUUAGAACUUUGCUGUUAUCUGACUACUCAAAUCUCAAGCUAGAAACUGAAGAUUGCCGCCACCUGUACCCAGGAACAGAAUUUAUGGACGUUGAAGAUGGUGAAAUGUCAUGGUUCUACGCUGAUGUCAGAGUGGGUGUUGGAAUUGGCCCAAGCAUUUGUGUUGGGAUUGGGAUAGGCGUGCCGUGUGGGCUUGGUGGCUCAAACCUACAAAGGCACCACCCGAAACUGAAGGCAAUUUUGGUGAUGAACAGGAUUUAUCCUUUGCGGCAUGUAAAUGAACACCCUGUUUUGACAUACACAUCUUGCUGGUUUUGCUUGCUUGUUUUCUGUUUUACAGGAGUCAAAUCAUUUGUGGCUCCCAUUAUUGCUCCCUGUACUGCUUAGCAUCAUCACCUACGAUCAUGAACUUUUAUCAAGCUAAAUUGCAUGUUGCAAAUACGGUAACGAAGGUGCGGUUUGCACUU
Messenger RNA from Populus euphratica (Euphrates poplar), 961 nucleotides. RefSeq lists its product as uncharacterized. The record is from RefSeq and is a predicted model, not a curated record. The transcript is spliced from 2 exons. NCBI's taxonomy places the organism in Eukaryota, Viridiplantae, Streptophyta, Magnoliopsida, Malpighiales, Salicaceae. Bases 303 to 881 code for a protein of 192 amino acids.